AAGCAAUUGAGAUUUUUAUCAUCAUUACUUUCAAGUAGGAUUUCUCCGACCCUUGUUCAAACACAAGAUCAAAUUUUGCUCACAGAAACUAUCAAGAAGAGACUUGCAAGAGAAAACAAAUCGGAUACAAUUUUUCAAUUCUCACAAUUAUAUCACAAACUCAAUUCAAAAACUGUAAUUCAAAACAAAUUCAAUCUAGUAUAUUUACUCAAUUCUCUAGGAAUUUUCAAUUUACAACAAGAUAAUUCUGUGUCAUCCUUAAAUAUGACAUUCCAAGACAAUUUAUUCAAACUCAACUCUACCACACCACAAAGGCAAGAAAAUCCAAGAAUGCUUCAAUCACAGGAAAUUAGGCCUAAAUCAUCAACAUUUGAACAAUACAGACAAUCGUACAGUGAGCAAGAAAAUACAAAAUUUGAAAUUGCCGAAUCUGUACUGGUAAGAGACAUCAUUUACACCUUUCAAGGAAUUGAUGGAAAGUACAUUAAAUUUGAUAUUGGAAGCGAACGAUAUAUUGUAGAUACAAAAAUUGGAAUACCAAAAUCUACUCGACUACUAAUGAGCAAGUUGUCAGAAUUAGGUUGGCUCUACAAAAAGGUAAAAAGUUUUGUGGAUUCUGGAACAUUGAAUAUCACCUCAAAUGGAUUGAUUGUGCAGAGUUUAUGUGCAGCCAUCGACAAGGAACUUGUGGAUUAUUACAAAACAAUAUCUACACUCGAAACACAUAUUGAAAGUCAAGAGAAUACCAAUACACCCGUGACUUUCAGAAGAUUGGCUGUAUGGGCUAUUGAACCAACAGAGAUUAUGAAAAAUUUGGCUGUAUUGGCAGAUUCUUGUAAAUUUAAAAAGGGGGGCAUAUUGAUCUCCACUAUUUUCACUUUCCUUAAACAUGGAGAUCCACUAGUUCAACAAUUAUUUGUUAGAAUUCUAGAUCAUACCUCUUCUCCAAUAUUUAGAAUGUUAAAAUCUUGGGUUAUUGAUGGAGAAUUAGAAGAUCCUUACGCAGAGUUCUUUAUCAAGUCAAACCCGAAUAUUGGCAUUGAUAAACUGUGGGCACUGAAAUAUAGUAUAGAUGUUGAUAUGGUCCCUCUCUAUAUUGACAAGCAAUUGGCAGAAAAAAUUUUGAGAACUGGUAAAACCAUUAACUUUAUCAGACAAUGUUGUAAAGAUGCUGAAUGGGCAAUGGAUUCAUCAACCAAGUCAUCUACAGAUGGACUGGGAUUCCACAAUAUUUCCAAGUUGGAAAAUGUUGUUGAUUGUGUAGCAAAAGUUGCCAACAAGAGAGUAAUCGACUUAAUGCUUGAUCAAUUCAAGUUUUUACUUCAUUGUCAUGCCAUCAAACAAUAUCUUUUACUUGGCCAGGGUGAUUUUAUUCAACAUUUAAUUGAAUUGCUAAACAAUGAUUUGAAAAAGCCUUCCAAUGCAAUUUUCAAACAUGACCUUCUUGGUCUGCUAGAGAGUGCAAUCAGAGGUUCAAAUGCCCAAUUCGAUGAGCAAGAUGUUCUAAAUAGAUUGGAUGUUGCACUAAAGGUUGAAGGUAAAUCAAAUUCUAAUACAAAUUCUAGCGAUGUAAAUGGAUGGGAUGUUUUCUAUCUGGAUUAUAAGAUUACAGUUCCAUUGGAUACAAUACUAGCAAAGCCUAUUAUGAAGGUUUACCACAAGAUAUUUAAAUUCUUGUGGAAUAUUAAGCGAGUAGAACUAUCACUCAAUGAAAAUUGGAAAAAGGUUGUCCAACUCAUUCGUUCCAUUCCCAGAAAGAAGACUACUGUUCUUUCUCAAUUAUCAAAUGCCUUGAACUUUUCAAUUCUAUUGAGACAUGAUAUGAGUAGAUUUUUGAAGAGUUUACAAUUCUAUUUAAUGUUUGAAGUAAUGGAGUGUGCUUGGGAUAAAUUCAUUCAUGAUGUCAAAUACUUGAGAGAUAAUGAUGGGGACUUGGAUCAAUUAAAUGCUGCCCAUUACGCUUUCCUUACUGGCAUUGCUGAAAAGGCCUUCCUU
Messenger RNA from Naegleria gruberi, 1995 nucleotides. RefSeq lists its product as uncharacterized. The record is from RefSeq and is a predicted model, not a curated record. Gene Ontology annotation, biological process: microtubule nucleation; mitotic cell cycle; cytoplasmic microtubule organization. The annotation marks the transcript as partial. Gene Ontology annotation, molecular function: gamma-tubulin binding; microtubule minus-end binding. The transcript is spliced from 3 exons. Gene Ontology annotation, cellular component: gamma-tubulin small complex; spindle pole; equatorial microtubule organizing center. NCBI's taxonomy places the organism in Eukaryota, Heterolobosea, Eutetramitea, Acrasida, Naegleriidae.